This is a messenger RNA of Actinia tenebrosa (Australian red waratah sea anemone), 12450 nucleotides long. RefSeq lists its product as uncharacterized. Lineage: Eukaryota; Metazoa; Cnidaria; Anthozoa; Actiniaria; Actiniidae. The record is from RefSeq and is a predicted model, not a curated record.
CACCCCUUGAGGAGACAUCAGAAGUGAUAAUAGAAGAGACACCCCUUGAGGAGACAUCAGAAGUGAUAACAGAAGAGACUCCCCUUGAGGAGACAUCAGAAGUGAUAAUAAAAGAGACACCUCUUGAGGASACAUCAGAAGUGAUAAUCGAAGAGACACCUCUUGAGGAGACAUCAGAGGAGAUAAUCGAAGAGACACCCCUUGAGGAGACAUCAGARGWGAUAAUACAAGAGGCACCCCUUGAGGAGAUAUCAGAAGUGAUAAUAAUAGAGGGGCCUCUUGAGGAACCCGAAACGCAAGAAAAAAUAACAAUAGAAGAGAUGCCACUUGAGGAGAAAUCCCUAGAGGAGACGUCAGAAGAGAUAACAAUAGAGGAAACACCUCUUGAAGAAACUUCCAAAGUAAAGACUUUCCCAGAGACUGUUAAGGAGACCCACUUGAUACAAAAUAUGGUAGAAGAAAAGAAUAUGGUAGUUUCUCCAAUAUCAAAUUAUGAAAUACAGGAAAUUCCAGUAGAGGAAUCUAAAAACAACAAAGAUUCAGUAAAAGAAAUAGUUGAACCUGCUUCAAAUGAAGAUGUUGGAUCAUGGAGCAUGACGGUUAUAGGCACCAUUCCUGAUGAAGAGCAAAAGAGUACAAACAUUGGGGAGGAAUUUAUUGAGAUAACAGAAGAACCUCUCCCUGAUGUCUCUGAAAAUAAUGUGGAAAUAACAUAUGAGCCCUUACCAGAGACAGUCACAGAAACUAAGAUGCAAGAGAAGACAAAAACAGAAGACAAACAAAGAAAAGAAUCCACGCGUUCAAAUGUUUCUUCACACAGCUGUGUUUGCACUCCAAGAUACCAAGACACCUGCGAUCACCAGUUUAUGGUUGAAGAAUUCAAAAUGAAAAUAUCGAGGAUAGAAAAAGAGAAAGAGUACCUUGAAGGCAAGUACGACGAAUUGCGAAGGGAAAAAUCUUUUUCUGAUUCUUAUAGACAGAUGUCCUCUAGAGAUGCAGACUACUCACACCAUUUACUAAACCAAUCUGAUGGUGGCUAUACACCACGCUCAACAACAAGUGAAUGCUACCACUGUGAAUGUAUGGGUCAGAAMAGCAACCGAAGAAAUACAACUCGCAAGAGCUCGGAAUCUGAAUAUUAUAAGCUAAAAUGCGACCAGAUACGAAAAGAAAAGGAACACUUGGAAAUGGCCUACGAAGGAGAGAGGAGGCAGAAAGAAGAUAUGGAGAGAGAAUUCGAGUAUGAAAGAAAUGAAAAGCAUUACGUAGAGAAGAGAUACGAAACGAUGUUGCAAACUAUAGGAAGAUUUGAGGAUACGAUAAGAGAACUCAGACGCGAGAACGAAAAUUUGCAAUCAAACUUGAGYGAGUGGUCCAGUUCAAGAGUUCAGACCUUGCAUGAAGUAAACAGCGGCAUCCCAAGUACUGAUAAAUCAUUGAUAGAUGAAUCAAGUACUGAAGUACUAGAAUACAAAAGAAGUCUUGAUAUCCUUGAAAGAGAAAAUAGGGAAUUCAGAGAAAUUCUUGAUGCAUUGAACAAAAGAAAUGAAGGCCAAGAAAAUCUUAAAGGAAUAGAACUAGGACUUGUAAGAGAAAAAGAAUUUCUUGAUUUGAAAAGGGAGCGCUCAAGGUUUGAAAACAUCAUCCUUGAACAGAAGAGAACAAUUGCACACCAGCAAGAGAGAAUUGAGGAGAUAAGGAAGGAAUACGAAGAUGAAAUCUGGAGCAUAAAGGAGACCAACAGGAAAAACGAAAGAAAGUUUAAAGAGCUUCAAAAAGAUCUAGAUGAACGAGAUAGGGAAUUAGAUGAUCUAAAAAGAUCAAGAGUUGAAGAGAUUCAUAUGCUUGAGAUUAAACUUCAAACUGAGUCUUCAAACAGUUCUCAGUUCCAGAGUCAAGUUAACGAGCUACAACUUAAAGUUCAGAGAUUGGAAAGCGAAAAGAUCAAGUUAAGAGGGCAACUAAAUGCAAGUUUUGGCAAUCAGCCAUCCAUGGAUGAAASUUACAGCGAAGAUGUGUCAAUUUUGAGGCGUAAGUACGAAGAAGAACAACGGUCUAAGGUUAAGCUUGCCAAUGAUAUCAAGUAUCUUCUACAAGAUAUAAUGGACUUGAAAGACAGGAACAAGCGAAUCGAAGACGACUUCAUCAGAGAAAGAAAUGAAAUAAAAAACAUGUUGGAAAAGCAAGCCCACGAAAUCACUCAAGUAUAUUUGACACAAAUCACAAAGCUUCAAGGAGCGUUGUCAGAAGAGGUAAGGCGUAGAGAAAUGAUUGAGAAUGGAAUGAAUCCAGCUAUGUAUGGCAAUACAUCUGCAGGAGUCAGCCAACAGGCUCACCAGAAUUCAAGUACGCUCAGUGGUAUGACAGCUGCUCAGCAGAAUGGAGUUUCUUUCCCUGCAAACCAAGACAACACCAACAUUGCUGCAAGACUUGAUAAUGAAGUAAGGAAACGAGAAGCUCUUGAAGUAGAGAACAAGAACUUGCUCUAUGAGAUAAAUAAGCUACUGGGUGGAAUAAAUGAAGAUCAGACUGUUGGCAGUUAUCCAUCACUUGAAAGAGAAGACUUACCAAUUGCAGCAUCACCUGCCAGAAACAGUGGUCUGCAAAAGAAGAAUAAGGAACUAAUCAAAGAAAUUGCAGAACUAAGAGAAACAGUUGAAGACAUGGAAGCAACGGCAAAGAAAAACAAGCAAUACAAAAAUAAAAUCUCGGAUCUCCAGGAAGAACUUGACCACGUCACUCGUAAAAGAGAUGAUUUAGCAUCAACUCAUCGAAAUCUAAAAAAAGACGUUGAUCAGCUUUCAGCAACUCUAGAUGAGCUUCAAAGGAAAAACCGACAAUACGCUGACGAAGUCGAUCGCUUGAUGAGAAAGAUCCAAGACUUGGAAGAUAGUUUUAAAAGCGAGAAAACAAAAUUGGUGAGGGAACACGAGAGUGAAAUGGAAAGAGCCUUGGAUGAUGCUGACAGAAAGAAUGAGGAACUUCAGAGGAAAUUUGAAGAACAAAAAACGGUUAUUGAGCAGCUUGGGGUAAUAGCAAGCAAAGCUGGCUAUGAUGUCCAAGCUCUGACAGAAAACGAAGGUGGAAGCAAGCAAGAAAGGGGUGAUCGUGACCGCAAAAGCCCUGAUCAGUUACGUCCAGGUAAAGAAAAUACUGAUGCGUACGCAUCUUCACUAAAGAAACAAGUGGAAAACCUGCAAAUCAUGCUGCAAUCUUCAAACAAAAGGCACGAGGAMGAAUUAAAGGGAGUUCAAAACCAGAAGAAGGAAAUGAGAGAAGAGUUCGAAAAAGAGCGACAAUCGCUGAAGCAGUAUUUCAAUCAAGAGAAAGUAAUGCUUGAGAGAAGAACGCAUGGAUUUGGAGAUAACGGAAUCCCAGGUUUCAGUGGCUCCCAAAUUAGCGGAAUUAAUCAACCAGCAAUUCCUUACGCCCAACAACAAAUUGCUCCAGCAGAUGCAUUUAUUACAGCUCAGGAAGCCAACGGUUUAUUUGAAUCGAUCCCACCCAUGUCUCCAAGCCCCGGUUUCUCUGACAGUCAAGUUGGUCAAAGAGAAUUAAAUAGUAUGAGUGCCCAUCCACGUGGAUCACCUGCAACGUCAAGUAACUGGAAUCCUACUCUUCAAAAUCAACAAUAUGCUGCAAAUGGUAUGUCCAUGACCAUGCCGAACACAUAUCCCAACCAACAGCAACAUUCAAGUCCAAUAAACGGUUUUUAUCCUAAUCAACCAGUUUCUGUAGGCAAUGGUACUGCCAAUGGACAACAACAGGGUAAUCCCCCAUUCGACUUACAAGACCAUACUAGCACAUCAACAAACAUGCCAUGUAAUCAGCAAACGGGCUACAAUAAUGGUCACACGAGAUUUGACUUACGACCAUCAUGUACAACAAUGGAGGCUGGAAAUGCAUUCAGUGGUCCAAGAAAUUGUGGAGAGGGAAAUUCCAAAUGUUUGUCAGAUAAUGUUGGUGACUUUGAAAGGCAAAUAAAAGAUGUACAAGAACAGUUCAACCAAAACAAAAACGAUAUUCUUCAAAAGGCAGCAGAUGAGAAAAGAAGAAUACAAUCCAUGGGCCAGCAGAUCGAAAGGCAGAUAGACGAUAUGAGUCAGAGUUACGAAGCAGGACUUAACCAAAUGCAAGAAAUAGAGAGGCGCCAGAAAGUCCCAUUCCAGAGUUCUUCAUCGCAAGGAACAGGUGCCCGACAAAUGAAUAGAUUCAAAGAGCAACUGCAGAAAGCUCAAACUGAUGUUCAAAAGCUACAAAGACAGCUGCAAAGACAAAAGCGAGAUUACGAAGACCAUAUAAGGAAAUUAACUCAGGAGAAAAAUUUAAUCAAUAGCACCCUUCAGUCGAUGACUAAAGAGAUUUCCGUGCUGAAGUGUGAAAGAAAAAGUUUUCGAUGUUCCACCAGAAGUGAAAUCGAAAAAAUUGAAAAAGUUCACGACAUCGAAAAAACUGAGAUAAGAGAAAGUUGUGAAAGAAGCAAAAAAGAAGAAAUAUCUCGUAUUAGAGUCGAAUAUGAGCAACGCAUAUCAAAAGAAAGAAAGCGUCUUCAACAGACCACAGAUGAUUUACGCAGAAAGAUUUCUGACUUGGAACACAAGGUAAGAGAAGUCGAGCUUGCCCUUCAAAACGAGAAACACAAGUUUGAAAGAGAACGAAGUGAACUUCAAAGGACGCUUUCCAGGAGCCAAGAAGACAUCAAAGUCGCAUUGGAAAGCGAAUACAGAAAAAAAAUUGCCAACGAAAAGGAGAAGUUUGAGAAAACACUUCGAGAGUUGCGCACACAGAUUUCAUCCCUUCAAGAACAACGCAAACAGAUACAAAUCAAGCUGGCCAGCAAGGAAAAUGGUAUGGGCAGUGACAGAAUCUCAAGGGAAAGAAUUAUCUUACAGCUCGAGCAAGACUUCCUAGAAAAAUUGGAAAAAGAAAAAAGACCUCUGGAAGAAAAAUUAAACGAUCUCCGAGACGAGUUAUCUAAAGCAAAACGCGAGAGGAACGCGGUUAAAACCUCAAUGGAGAAGGAGAAAGAGAAAUUGCAAGAAGAAGUAGAACGAGUCAAAGACAGCAUGAAGAAUAAGCUACAAAAAGCUAAAGAGGAGAUUGAUAGACGAAGCGAAAUGAUGAUUAAUCGCAGUAUGAUGGCCAACAAGAUAAAGAAUGUGACGAUGAUUUCUGACCUCGAGUCUCAACAUCAAGCGCAGUCCAGCCUAAAGCAUUAUCAAGAACAAAUGAACCUACUAGAGCAAAGAAAUCUGACCCUUCACUCCAAGAACGAAAGACUCGAACGAGAAGUUAAGGUUCUCAGUGGACGUGUGGAGAGCCUUGAAACUCGUAACCGAGAACUGCAAACAGCCAGUGCUAUGUCUUCAGUGACAUAUGAGACUUCUCCUCGCCAUCGCAGCUUGAGAACCGACUACAGUUCUAUUGGGAAUACCAGUAUGGGACAUCAUGCUUACUCAAGGCAAUCCCAUUUGCAAGAAUCGCCUUUUUCACAAGGAGGAGACCAGUACAGCAGCAUUUUGGAACGUGCUAGACAAACGAUUAAUUCAGCAGGAACAUUUGGUGUACAAGAUAAUUAUAUAACCCCGCGUUCUCUAAAUGCAAUGUCUGGGAAUGGAAUUCAGAGAAGACUAGGAACAACAGGAGGAUCUGGGUUAGGUAUAGGUUUAAGUACCCAAAAUGGAGGGAUGUCUGGAUAUGGUGGAGCCUCAAACACCCAGAUGACGCCAAGGACCUACACAGGAAACUAUGAGGGGGUGUACAAUGCAGGUUUUUCAGCUGGGCAAGUAAAUUCAAGUGGGUCUUUGAAUCAAUCCGGUGCAGUGGUCAAUGGAGUAACUACUUCAAGCAGCCUUGAGAUGAAUUCUGACGUUAGCCAAGGCGAUGUUGUUAACAGUUUCGAACAAACCGAGCAUAAACAGAUGAAUGAAGGCGAUGUCUCAAAUGGAGGAAAUUCUUUCAUUAUGGAAACCAAAGAGAUCUCAGAAGAUAUGCAGCAGGCAGAUACAUCCAAGGACAACGAGGACUUUUUGAUUGAGGAGAAGAUGACAGAAAAGAAAGGUUUGACACCUGAAGUAGUCGGUUCAGGAAAUAAAGAUAAUAAUAAUGUUCAGGAGAUGUCAUUGAGCAUGACAACAACUCCUUUACCCGGUGACCAGCAGCAGUCAUUGAGCAUGACAACGACUCCCUUACCUGCUGACCAGCAGCAGUCAUUGAGCAUGACAACGACUCCCUUACCUGCUGACCAGCAGCAGUCAUGGAGCAUGACAACGACUCCCUUACCUGCUGACCAGCAGCAGUCAUGGAGCAUGACAACGACUCUCUCACCCGCUGACCAGCAGCAGUCUGUAUCGGAAAAAAGUGUUCAGAUUCUGGAGCUACCAUUGAAAGAAAAUCCGAAAGUUGAUGUUGCUGCGUUGGAGGUAAAAGUAAAGGAAUAUAAGAAUAAAGUUACUUUUGUCGAGAAAGAAAAGAAAAGCAUCAUGGACAUGUACGAAAAAGCUGUGACCGAAUAUGAAAUCUCCAACACUAAGGUUCGUCAUGAAUACGAAGUCAAAGUGGCUGAAAUGAGAAUGAAGAAUGAUAACUGGGAGAAGAAAUACCACCAGGUUGUACGGGAAAUGGAACUUUUAAGACAAAAACAAGCAUCGAUGCAGAGAUCCCAUGACAAGAGCAUGGCACAACUAAGGGCUGAACUAGAGAUGAAGUACAACAACGAGAAGUCAAAGAUGGAAACACAGUUUACAAAUGAAAAGAAAUCUGUUAUCGGAGAUUACGAAGAACGAUUGCAUUUGUCAAGCAUUGAAAAUAGAGAAUUGAUGAAAACGCAUACUACAUAUGUGACAGAUUACGAAAUCAUAACCAGCAUUCGACAGGACUAUGAGGAUAGAAUUGGAAACUUGAAAAUCCAAAAUAGUAAGUUAGAGAAAAAACUUACAGAAGCCAUCGCAGAUAAUGAAGCACUAAAAUCUAAGGUUUCUGAAUUGAAGGUAGAUUAUGAAAGACGACUUUCUGAGCUCAAGAAAGAAAUGCAAUCACGAUGGACUGUUGAGAAAGAGGAAAUGGAAGACGAGUUUGAAAAAGAGAAGGCUGAGCUUGUGAAAAGGAGUAAAGAAAUGGAAGGAGAGUAUGAGGCUGCAACGUUUACGCUAGAGCAGUCAUGGUCAGAAAAGUUGAAGAAAAUGGCCCUUGAAAGAAACAAACUUGAAGAAGGAUGCAUGAUGCACAGCAAGGAACUAGAAAUUCUGAGGAAGAAAUGCAUUGCACUCGAGCAACAGUAUGAACUAAAGAUAAAAGAACUACUAGAUGAUAUGGAAGAGUCCUUGGAAAACAAUGAAGACAAAAUGGAAGAUGUGCUCAGAAGAGAAAAGAGGGUCUUAGUUGAAAAACACGAAAAGACGGUUAAAGAAUACGAGAUGAACAUAACAGCCAUUCAACAAGAAUACGAGGUGAAAUUGGCUCAACUUUCAAUGGAUAAGGAAAGAAAUGAAAAAGAAUUCACAAGCACUAUUGAAGAGUGGAAAACCAAAUUUGCGAAUCUAUCGGCGCAACAUUCCAAGUCCAUUUUAGAUUUGGAAAAGAAAAUAGAACACCAGAACGCCAGUUACAAAAGCAAAAUCAAGAAACUAGAAGCAGAAAUUGUAAGCAAUACUGAGUCGUAUGACUCUAUAACAGCUGAACUAAGAAGAGAAAUCAAUACACUGUUGCAGAAAGAAGAAAAAUUAUUAGCAGAAGUAAAGGAGCUUAAAGAACAACUUGAUGAGAAAGAACAGAGCCAUACAAGCUUGGUUGAAAGGGUGACAGUCGAGAAUAAGCUAGAAAAAGAGGCAAUGGAAUCGCGUUUUGUGAAGGAGAAGGAAAACUUAGUAAAGUUACAUGAAGAAGAGCUUGACAUUCAAAUCAAAAUGUUAAGCUCAAAGAAGCGGGAAUUACAAACAGUAACAGAAAAGCUCGGAGAUGAAAUCAAAAACCUCCAAAAAGAGCUAACGAAUGCAAGAGCAGAGGUUAUCAAACUAGAAGAAAAGAAUGAAGAAACUGUAGCACACUACAAUAAUGUGUUGCAGGAAGCUAAAGAAAAGCUUAAAGAUUCGUACGAAAAACGAGAGGACAAACUGGAGGAUUUCUUAGAAAACGAGAAGAGAGAAAUGGAAGAAAAAUAUGAGAAGGAGUUAAUGGAAAAGAGCAGAAAACAAGAAGAGACAGUUAAUGACUACGAGGCAAAGAUCGACAAGUUGGGAGAUGAAUGGAAAGAGAAAGAUGCAAAAAGAGAAAACGAGAAGAAAGAGUUGGAAAUUAUUUUGAAAGAACUCAUAGCAACGCAUAAAAAAGAACUGGAAAAGAUAAAGGAAAUAUUUGAAUCUGAUAUGAAGGAGCUUCAAAAAAAGUUACAAAAUGCUGAGAAAGAAAAAGAUAAAAUAGAGGAUCACUUUGUAAACGAGAAAGAAACUCUGAUGGAAGCAAACUUAAAGAAUGUGAAGCAGUAUGAUCUCAAGAUAGCAAACUUGAUGAAGAAAUAUGAAAGCAAGCUUGAAGACACCGAGAAAGAGAAAGACAAGAUGGAAGAGGAACACAACAAAAAGAUUAAGAAAAUUCGUUCAACUUUGGCAGAGACUGAAGAAAAGUGUGAAACAGAAAUCCGACGAGUGAAAUUUGAGUUCAAAGAAAAAAUUAAGAAAGAAAGAGAUGAACAUGAAAAAGAUUACAAAAUGGAAAGACAACGAAUUUUUGAUAUGCACAAGAGAGAAAAAGAUGACAUGGAGAAGAGGUUCCAGAUAACGAAAGACGAGGUGGAGAUGUCAAUAAAGAAUUUGUCUGAAGAGAAUAAAUUGUUGAAGAAAAAUAUGAAACUGCAGCAGAAGGAGUUUGACGAGAGUAAAACGAGGAUGGAAGAAAAAUGGAAGAGCGACGUCGAGGAAAUGAAAAGAGCUUUUGAACAAGAGAAAGAGAAAUACAUUGCAGAGAUUCAGACUAGUUUUGCAAGACAAAAAGAGAUUACUGCUAAGCAAUAUCAACUAGAGAUAAAAAAGUAUGAGACGAACAUGGAGAAGCUAUCUAACACUUAUGAAGGUAAUGAAGAAAAAGCAGAGGAAGAAAUAGAUGAUCUCGAAGCAGCUUUUAACAAAGAGAGAAUAGCGAAAGAAAACAUGGAAAAAGAAAUUCGAGAAUUAAUGAACGAGGUAACAUCAAUAAGACAAACGUACAAAAAUCUAGAGGUGGAUUAUACCAAGAGACUUGAAGACAUGGGCCAGUUUUUGAGAAAAGAAAUAGAGGUGAUAAAGACUGCGUAUGAAGCUGAAAAGAGUCAACUGCUAAAGUUUCUCGACGAUGAACGAAGAAGACACGAAGACACUCGUAAAGAAUACCAAGAAUGCUUAAAUAGAAGCAUAGAAGUUGAAAAUAAGUUGAAGACAAGCAAAAUAAAAUAUGAAGAAGAGCAAGAAAGAAGCAACGAGGAGCUACUGAGUUUGAGAAGAAAAUUCGAAAAACUGCAACGCGAACACGAGAAUCUCGAAGAAAUGAUUAAAUCGAAGGAAAAUAGUAUAAACAUGUUGAAAAUUCAAAGAGAUGAGUUGACAAAAGAGAUCCAAACCAAUAUAAAAAAUAACGAAGGCAAAACUAAUAGGAUUCUCCAGCUUGAAAUGGAAAAUUCGAAAGUAUUGAAAGAAAUUAAUUCAUUAAUUUCAGAGCGCGAAGAUUUGCUCGCCAAUAAAAGACGCCUUGAGAGAGAGAAGCAACAGAUUGAGAGACAGGUAAAGAGUUUUGAAGAAACAAGGUUGGAGUUCAUCAAGAAAGAGAAAUCAUUGCAAGAAAUGGAGUAUCGCUUCGAACUGGAGAUAGAGAGUCUGACACGGCGUUCAGAAGAGCAAAAAAUAGAAAUGGAAAAAAUUAAAAAAGAAAGGUCCAGUAUAUCGUGGGAGUUAGAAGAUCUGCGCCGCUCAAAGAAGAGCGAUAUUGAAGAAGAUCUGCGCCGCUCAAAGAAGAGCGAUAUUGAAGAAGAAAUACGAAUGCUGAAGGCGCAAAAACUACGCUUGGAAGAGGAACGUGAAAAAAUGCCACUGGAUCACGAGAAGAUAAUAUAUAAAUGUGAGUCUUUGGUAAGAAUUGAGAAAGAGAAGGCAGAAAAAUAUAGAUUGGAAUUGGAGUCAGAGCGUCGAAGUUUGAACAGAAUAAAACAUGAAAGUAGUGCAGAGGAAAGAGAAAUGAUCAGGAAGCUGGAAUCACAAAUUUCAAAUUUAAAAAGCCAAAGUCUUAGAAGUGAAAAUGCAUUAAUCAAAGAAAAGACUGAUCUCAUGGAAAAGAUUAGUAAGGUCAAAGAGGAAUAUGAGAAAAGGAUAAUCGAAUUGGAAAUGAAAAGCAAACAGAAUUUGGAAUCAACUUAUCAGCACCAGUGCAGUUUAUCUAGCAGCACAGCUAUGAACAAGGAAAUGGAAAAGCUUCGAGAACACUACGAAAAGGAGAAAAGAGAAAUCGAGCUAAUGUAUAUAGAUGAGAAAGGAAAGGCGCAGGAAGAAUGGCAAAGAAAGCUUAAUGAGGAAAAGGAUUCAAUGGAUAUCAAGCUCCAUCGAAUGCAGAUCGAGCUUGACAUUUCCACAAAGGAGAAGUUCAAAGCAGAGAACAAACUCCGAGAAAUACGAGCAGAAUUCCAACGACAAGAGGAGAGCAUGAAGCAAAGCUUUGCAGAAGAGAAAAGCAAGCUUACAUUAGAGUUUGAAACGAAGUUUGAAGCUUUCAGAAAGGAGCAAACAUUGGAGUAUGAAAUGAGUGUUAUUAGGAACAAAGAGAAAACGGAACAAAAGAUAAAGUUCUAUGAGAUAGAAAUCGAGAAACUUAAAACGUCACAGCACGACUCCAAACUAUUAACAGAAGCAUUGUCACGUGAAAAGGCAUUUAAGGAAAAACUCUAUGAACUUGAAGAAGUCAACAGCGAAAACAAGAAUAGGAUCCUUGAACUUGAGAGACAGCAGAUGGCUCAGAAGGGUGAAUACGAAAAUAGGCUUGAUCACGUGAUUAGGGAUGCAAAACGCGACAAUGAAGAACAGAAGAGACGCCUUGAACAUGAGAAGGAAAUGGUUGAGAUCAGCAGGGAUGGGUUGCAAAAAGAACUAAAUAAAUUGAAGAGUAAACAUAACAGCUUUCAAGAAGCCCAUGUAAGUGUGGACCAAUUUGAACAUUCAGCUCUGGAGCUGCAACAAAAGCUAAACAAAGCAGAAAAAAGAAUUCGGGAACUUGAACUGAAAUUAGAAGAAAUGAAAAGGAAAGAACGAGAAUUGAAAUUUGAAUUACAUAGCGAACACAGGGAAAAGCUAAGCCAGGAAAAAAGUGUCUAUGAAUCCAAAAUAGCCAGUACCACAAGUGAGAUAUUGGCAAUAAAAGAAAGCAGAAGAGAACUGGAAAUGGAGUUUAAUGCUCUUACAGUCGCUUGUGAGAAAUUCAAAAGGAGGAUACAACAUCUGGAGGAAGAAGUUGAAAGGUGUGGCAGUCCAAGAGAUAAUGUUAGUCAACAUGGUCGAAAUACGAAGGUUUGUGGAUGCUCAUUCUAUGUUUACCCACAACGAGAUGAAAGCCCCAGGAACGAGGUCCAGAAACAACCAACUGGACGUUUUUACGAGUAUGGAUACGCAACGGCUGAAGACAGAAUAAAGAGCCAUAAUGCUGCGAAAUCUCUACGACAUGAUGACGAUGAUAUACAAGAAAGUGGAGGCGCAAGAACUUUAAGGUCACCAAGAACUCCAAGGUCACCAAGAAAAAGAGCAGAUUUCGAAGCAAAACUAAGAAUGAUGGAUGAUUGUCUGAACAAUCUUGAUGAGAAACACAAAAGCCUUCUGGAAGUAAAGCUAAAGGUUAAAGAGCACGACUCUUAUUCGAUCCGAAGACAGCAGAAAUCAGAAUCCCGUAGUUCGAGAUACAUCUCCACGUCUAAAAUCACACUGGACAGUUAGUUCACAUUCACACGACUUGAAAAUUUCACGAUAAUUAACUACCGUACCGUGUCCGUGACACUGACAUGCCUCGUCUAAGAAUUCAGAAUGAAUGAUCAUUAGUCUCUUGUGCUGUGAUUUGGUCGAUGGAUAUCGUACCGUUACCGUGCCGCGUGACGUUAUUUUUUUUACAGUGGUCUGAAUUAUUUCUCCAUGCAUGCGUAUGGCGAUGUUUGAUGAAGAUCAAUCUGUGAAAAAUUUACUAUAAUAAACUUUAAUGUAAUAUGUGUUAACCAAGAAAAAUGUUAGACUACAGCAGCUUGUAUAUUAGCAUAUGAAAUAAUUGUAUAUUGUAAAAGUAUUAAUUUAACAUAAAUCGUUUUUGAAACUUUUGUAACAUAGCCUAAGUUUAUUCAUCUAGAAUUCUAAAAUUCAUCAAACAUGAAAGCUUGGUUCGAUAUGAAUAUACUUAUUCAUUUGCAAUUGCACCGUCGUAAUUUGUCGUCAAUAAAAGGUUGGGAGUUUUUAUUAA